AUGAUCGCCACUAUGGCGUACAUCCUAAGAAACUGGGAAACGUAUGGAAACGAGUUUUUGAAGACGUUCAAAGACCAGCAUUUUUUCUUAGCUGCUCUUAAAGGUCUCAGAAAUGGUGUCGUAUAUGGAACUCGAAUUCGUGCACCGCACGCUCUCGUCAUGGUAUUCCUUUUCGGCGAGGGACAUUCGCUGAGAAACUGCAAACAAUCUUCCGUCUAA
This is a messenger RNA of Cooperia oncophora, 219 nucleotides long. NCBI's taxonomy places the organism in Eukaryota, Metazoa, Nematoda, Chromadorea, Rhabditida, Trichostrongylidae. The record is from the annotation of a GenBank genome assembly.